Molecule: messenger RNA, 4714 nt
Organism: Pleuronectes platessa (European plaice)
Lineage: Eukaryota; Metazoa; Chordata; Actinopteri; Pleuronectiformes; Pleuronectidae
Gene: lins1
Product: lines homolog 1
Exons: 6
Coding region: 78-2201 (707 amino acids)
Source: RefSeq, a predicted model, not a curated record
UGUUACGCCGCUUCCGCGUGAGUCACGUGGCAGGUCCUCACGGAAGAGGCAGCAGGGGAACCAUAUGAGGGAACAGCAUGAGCGAGCGCUUUGACUGUCUGACCCACGUGUACAGAUGUUUCGUCUCGGGGUCGCUGCCCAGCCUCAGUCCUGCAGGUGUGGCCGGUGUGGUGUGUGGAGGGGGGGCGUCUCGCGGCGAGGACAGAGCGCGUGUCCCGGCUGAGGAGCGUGGUCAUGACAACAGCGUGGACGUGACCUGCAUCAGUGUGUCUCUGGUGGAGAUGAUGACCUGUCUGGCUUCUCCGAGGCAGCCUGAACCGGCAGCAGAGCUCACCCAGUACUGUGUGGACACCCUGACCCUGUUGCUCCAGGACAUGGAUCUCAUGACACAACUGGUCCAUCAUUUCAAGAGUGAGGACCAGAUUGUCUCUCAUCUGGCUGCAAAGUGUGCAUCAACAUGUGUCGUCUACCAACUCCUAAAAUCUGGUACAGUCAGUCCGGUCUGGCAGCAGAAGUGUGCACAGGCCUUUCUCAGCUCACCGCCCGCUGCUGAGUUGGACGCUUGGCUGUGGUCACUGACUGAUGUCUUAAAAAGACUCCUCAAGGCAGCUCAUCAAGAGAUCCUCGGGAGACUUGUGGCCCUUUUUGACUCCAGCCUCAGUGCUUUAUUUUCAAAGUUUCUCCAUGAAGACCAACAGCUUUUGAUGGACUCUACCAGCAGCCGACCCUGGGGGACCACGUUCUGCCUCCUGCUGGACCUGCUGGAGGCACUGACUGCAUCCAGUUACAUCUCCGGAACUGAAGGUGUUCUGGAGAAUCAGAGAUUAGCCCACAUUCACUCCUCAGCGCUCCUCACUGCGAUCAGCUGCUCCUCAGAGUAUUUUGUGAAAAAGCGAGCUUUACUGCUUCUGAAGAGAGUAAUUCUUCAGAAGGCUGGGGAGGACUGGGCUUCAGAAGAUGUGCUGUCCGCCGGACAGAGACAUGGUCGUUUCAACUCAGAUAUGAACAUGCUAGCUCAGACUGUGUUAGCAGCAGUGGCUGCUGAUUGGUUGCAGAGUGUCCAAGUGGGAUCUGUCUCUUUCUUUGGGGGGACCAGACACAACCGAGGGGAUGAUGAUCAGAAACCAGACUGUGUGAUGUUGAGAGGUGUCAGCCUGCUUCUUCUCAAGUCCAUGGAGCUUCAGACAAAAACAGCUGGGAGAACAGCAGAGCAGGACAGUUCCACAGAGGUUUACGGGUAUCUACAGAGUCUGUGGGGCUUUCUGAGGCGGUGCAGUGUCCAGCUCACUGAAGUCACUCACCUCUGCUGCUGGGUCAGUCUGCUGUUUGGCGAGCAGGACGAUGACAUGAUGGAGGCAGCUAAAGCCUUGCUCUCCAUAUUCCUCCAUCACAGACUCUGUUCUGGCUUGGAGGAUUUGGCUGAGCUGGAUGCAGCCUGCUCCUAUGGCUGCAACCCUCACUGCCACUUCCUGCUUCUACUCCGGAGUGUCUCCUUCGAUCACAGCACCCUCCUCGACUUCCUCAUCUCCUCUGAGACCUGCUUUCUGGAGUACUUUGUGCGGUACCUCAAAUACCUCAAAGCAGACUGGCAGGGUUUCACUGCAGCAUGUGAAAGAGACACAGAGUCACACUGUCAUGUUUCACUGCAGGAAUCACUUACUCGCUUAUGUGGUGGUGAUAAACCUGCACUAACCUUUAAAGUUCAGCCAGAACAAGAUGAAUCUAGCUCCUGUGUUCAGCCAACAUGGGUUUUUCCACCAGUGGAAGGGGUCAGUUUGGGCAGUGGGCUUCGCCUUGUGGAGUAUGACAGCUCUGAUGAGUCUGAUCCUGAGAGCAUGGAGAUUUCUGAGGAUGCCCCAGGGGCGUCUAUUAAACGAAGAAGGGGUGCACCACCACCAUCAACCAGACAGAAACACUAUGAGCCAUGUGACUCAUCAGGAUAUCUGAGUGUACAUACAUCGACCCAGGAAAGAAGACCAGAGGGGCUUUCACCGCCAAGUUUACAGAGCAGGCAGAGAUCACAUACUCUGUCAGGACAGGGCACCUGUGAAACAUUAGCCAGAGUAGUUGCCUGUCUGUCAGAGCUCAGAGAGGUAGUGACCAGGCUGCAGACAAAGAAACUCUUCCCAUACAACCCUUCCUCCCUCUUAAAAAUCUUAGCAGGGGUUGAGAUUUGUUCCCAGCAAUCACCUCCAUCAUAGUUUAAUAGAUGAUAAAAGCAAAUGUGUGUUUUGUUUUGUAAUGUGAGGUGGCGUGGAAGCUUAUCUAGUGGUUUAAAGGUUUUAAUAAAUGGUAAAUGGUCUGUAUUCAUAAAGCGCUUUUCUAGGCUUGAUGACUAUUCAAAGCACCAUUCUCAUACACACACACACACACACAGACACACAGACACACACACACACACACACACACACACACACACACACACACACACAUACACAAUCAUAUAGGGUUAAGUAUCUUGUCAAGGACACUUCGGGAUGCAAAUGGGGAAGACUGGGAUCAAACCGCCGACCUUCUACCCUCAGCCACAGCCCAUGAGAGUCUUGUGCAUAUUCUACUAGAAAUUCAAUGAAGAAGGCUGCAGUAGGAUAGUUAAAAUAAUCUCUUCCCUAACUUCUAUUCCUUGACCCCAAUGAGAAACGUCAGCAGGUCAAGGAAAGAUGUGAAGGAACAGCAGUAUGCAGUAAGUAGUUGGGAAAGAAGAUAAUAUGACUCCAUUUACACUUUAAAAGAAACUUUAUUUAUAACUGAAGAUACACUCAGACUGUAUGGUACAGUGUUCAACUCUGAGCUGUGCACCUUCCAUUAAAGUGAGGUUACCUGUUUAAAACAAAAUGACAGAGACCAGAUUUUUUCAGUUUACUCAGAGGAAACAUUUAAACAUCAGUUAGUCAAAAGAACUAUCUAAGAUCUAAUAAUAGAUAUUAGAAAUAAAAACAAAAUAAACAUGACUGAAAUGUUGAACUAAUAUAAUAACAUGAGGAAUAUACAUGGAGAUAACCUUAUAUAAGUGGGGGAAAAAGGUUUUGUUGGUAUUCCACAAUCGGACUUCUAUAUAUACUAAUGUUUAUAAUUUGUAUUUAGUUCAGAUGAUCAUAUUGUGUACUAUACAUUUGUGUUUGUUGUUUACUAGGACUCCUGACUGGAUGGAUGUGACAGAGGAGAAGUCAGGAGUUCUGGCUGGUGCCACGACCAUAAAACAGCUGUUUGUAUUUAGCUUUAUUUACCACCUCAUUGACGUGGGUCUAGUGUAACUAUAAGGUUGCUGCGUUUUGAAUAUUGCUGCAAUUAAUUGUGGGAUGGCAUUUUCUCCUUUCCUUUCAUCAAGGAUGGUUCAGUGUUCCCUAUGCUAAAGGAGAUAAGUUAGGAAGCAUUGAAGCUCCUCUGCUUAUGAUUUAGAGAAUUCAAACAGCUCUUAUUAUGUAAGCCGCUGAAAUACUUCCUGGUCAUUUCACUCAGGAAUCAAACUAACUUUUCCUUGGCAUCACAAACUAUAUUCCCAAAGAUGCUUUACACACUCAUAACAAAUCAUUGGGCAUUUUGAAUUAUGAGCAUGAGAAUGACCCCAUACUUGCGCUAUGCAGAGGGCGCCGGUUGAGUAGGCCUGUCAUUGUGGCUGUGUGACACACAAGCGUACACACUACUAAAAGAAUGUGGCCAUUCACUGACCAGACCACCUACCUUUCAUCCAGUGCAUGCUGGAGCAGGCUAUUGGGUAAGGAGGAGAAAUAGAGAUGAAAUGAACCAACAGCAGGUUACAAAACUUAAUAAAUACACCUCUUUAUGGGCUUUGAUUGGUCAGCUCUCUAUGUAUCAUGUGUGUGUUGAUAUGUUUCAGUAUCAAAUGAACAUUUUAAGAUAUGUAGAACAUGCAGACUAUUUGACAAACAUUUUUAAGUGCUUAUGUUCUCCUAUUAGGGAUUUUCCAGGUACCUUUCCGUAUGGCUGUCAUGCUAAUUAUUAGUUAGAAGUGUCAUUAAAAGGCCCCGUUGAUUUAGCUUGACAAGUGAGUACCAGUGCCUUGUUUGCUGUCAGUCUGCACUCCCACCCUAAACUACAAAGUGAAGGAGCUGACAGUGAAACCUCUCACGGUCGGCAAACAUUCUUAUAUAGAGUGGCUUUUGUCCAUCAGGAUGGGAGGCAUCUGUGAGCUUCUGGUCGUCUACAGGUCUCUCCUACUACAGGGUUUGAGUCUGAGGUAAAGCUUGGCCAAUGAAGGACAGUCCAGUCCGAAGCUGAUACAGCCUGUUCAAGGCAGAAAUGCAGAAACCUUUAUUUUGCCUGCGUUCUGUAUAAAAUGUACUUACACACAAUGGAGGAGUAUUGUUCUGACAAUAAGGCUGCAGCAGGGGUCGUAACAGAGCCGUACUGACAUCUUUGUAAAAGGAUGACCUGGGACCCUAAUGGGACAUAACACAAACAUGCAUUUCUCUUUACUUCAGUCUUUAACUAAAUCUUGCUCUUGUCCUCACUAUUGUGCUUUAAUAAUUGUUAUCAUUUACUUUCUUUUCUGUUUUUAUGCAUUUGUUUUUAUUUAAUUUAUUUUCUUGUCUUUUUAAUUUCCUUUUCUUUCAAAUGUAAUUUCAAUAUGUUCUUAUGCUACUUGAAACCUGUUCUUUUAUUUAAAUUACAUUUAACCUUGUUUUUAUUUUUGGUGAACAAAUUAUAGGAGCUAUACAAAUAAAGUAUUUUAAUUAUUAUUAUCAUUAUAAAA